UUUCUUUAUUAAAUUUGCUUCUUCUUUUUCUUUCCUCUUUGUAUAAAUUCAAUUCCUUUUUGGGGGAAUCAUAAAAGACAAAUAGCUCUAUUUUUAUGUGCCCUCCACUCACUCAUUCUCUGCCUCUCUAAAUCAAACCCAUCCACCCCCUCUUCCUUGGGAAACAUAUCCACAUGGAAAGUAAUGCUAGUGAAAACUUUGUUGCCACAUUCUCCUCCACCACCACCUCUUCAACAUCAUCAUCACCAACAUCUUCUACCUCAACCUCAAACUCUUGCACCAAGCAGGAUCCCCCAGAUGAUUCAACAUCAGCUCAAAACCAAAACACCCCAAAUAGCAAAAAAAGACAAAGAAAUGAUCACAAUGAGAACAAAGACCACCCUAGUUACAGAGGUGUUAGAAUGAGGGCAUGGGGCAAAUGGGUGUCUGAGAUCCGUGAGCCAAGGAAGAAGUCAAGAAUAUGGCUUGGAACAUACCCUACUGCUGAAAUGGCUGCUAGAGCACAUGAUGUUGCAGCUUUAGCCAUCAAGGGUCAUUCGGCUUACCUCAAUUUCCCCAAUUUGGCUCAUGAUCUUCCAAGGCCUAUCACCACAUCUCCCAAGGAUAUUCAAGCUGCAGCAGCAAAAGCAGCAACCACUUUCUUUGAUCAUGUUGACAAAGAUGAACAAAACCAGCAGGCUUCAUCUUCUAAUAUAUGCAUGGACAGUACUGAAGGAGGGCAUGUUCAAGCUGAACAAGCCUCAUCUUCAACUCUUUCAUCCAUGGACACUACUCAAGAUUCUUCAAGUUCUCUCUCUACUGCAGAUGAUGACACACUGUUUGACCUACCAGAUCUUUUCCCUGAUGGAAACACUGCACUUUUCUCCUAUUCUUCUUCUAAUUGGCAUUUAUGUGCACUUGAUAGUGGAUUCCGGAUUGAAGAGCAAUUUUUCUGGGAAAAUUACUAGCAGAAGAGAUUGUGUAGUUUACAAGUUACAAGUCUGAUGGUGAUAGGAUAAAUUUCUCCAAAAAAAAAAAUACUUUUAUAAGAGAAAAAUAGGGAAGAAAAAUGAAAUAAGGUUCUUUGUAAACUAAAAUUAGUUUAUGCAUAAU
This is a messenger RNA of Cajanus cajan (pigeon pea), 1092 nucleotides long. Its product is annotated as ethylene-responsive transcription factor ERF034. Gene Ontology annotation, molecular function: DNA-binding transcription factor activity; DNA binding. Lineage: Eukaryota; Viridiplantae; Streptophyta; Magnoliopsida; Fabales; Fabaceae. The record is from RefSeq and is a predicted model, not a curated record. Gene Ontology annotation, biological process: regulation of DNA-templated transcription.